Molecule: messenger RNA, 3743 nt
Organism: Cinclus cinclus
Lineage: Eukaryota; Metazoa; Chordata; Aves; Passeriformes; Cinclidae
Gene: CEP128
Product: centrosomal protein 128
Exons: 23
Coding region: 15-3311 (1098 amino acids)
Source: RefSeq, a predicted model, not a curated record
GCUUCAAGAUACUGAUGGCAGAUUCAUCCAGUGAUUCAGACAACUUUCUUACGGGUCGAACUGGGAGGCGGCCUUUGAGAGCAUCCCACAACAGAGCUCAGAACUAUGGUGCUGAAGAAGUUACAGAGAAGAUCCAUACUUUAGCAAGUACUUUGCAGGAUACCAACAGAAAUCUAAGACAUGUCGACCAUUUGCUAGGACAAUACAGAGAAUACAACAAGGAACAAACCAAAGCAAUAACAACUUUAAAAGAAACACUGGAGCAAUCUAUAGGUCAAUUAAGAAGCCAGCGACUAACACGAAACUCUGGAAUGAGAAGUGCAUCUCUCUCAAGCUUGUAUCCCAGUGACCUGGAUGGAGAAGGAACAUCAGGCAACCGCCACUUCCUGCCCACUUCUCCUCUCAGGGAUUAUGGGGACUCAUGGAGCAAUAAACAUCGAAGAUCUAGAUCUGCAAAUGUUCGAUUUGUCAAUGAGGCAGAUAAUGUGGACCAGCUGCAUUCUUUCCACCAGUCUCUUCGAGACCUCAGCAAUGAGCAACUUCGCCUGGGAGAUGACAUCAGUCGUGAGCUUUCAAGAAGAAAUCGGACUGAUGCUGAAUUAAGAAAGACUCUGGAAGAAUUGUCUGAAAAGCUCACUGAGUCCCAAAGACAAGAAACGGUAUCAGAACGGGUAGAGAGAAGACUUCAGGAGAUAGAAGAAGAAAUGCGUGCUGAAAGACAGCUCGUAGAAAGGCGCCAGGACCAGCUGGGACACGUGUCUCUCCAGUUACAGGAGGUUUUAAAGAAGCAAGAUGCUAAAGCAGAUGAAACAGAAGAACUCCUGAGAAGCAAACUUGUGAAAUAUGAAAGCAAAAAGCACCAGCUUGAGCAGGAAUUGGAGCAGUCCCGGAAAAAAUUGAGUGAAUCUGAAGACAGUAGAGAAGCUCUUUUGCAUCAGAUUGAGGAUCUUCGUUCCCAGCUUUCCAGAGCAGAAGAAGACCGUGUAGAGUUGCAACAUCAAAUUUCAUAUGCUGCUAUGCAUCGCCAGAGCUACCACGAUGGACAGGAUGAUGACAGGAGAAUUAGAGCAGUAGCUGAAAGAUAUGAGAGAGAGAAGCAAGAUCUAGAGAAACAUAUUUUGGAACUUAAAGCAAAGCUGAGUCAUAAUGCUGCAAUGUCAGAGGUAGAAGAACUGAAGAGAUGUAUAGAACGUAAGGACAAGGAGAAAGCACAGCUUGUAAUGCACAUACAGGUGUUAACAUCUGACCUGGAAAAUAGGGAGAAGCAGCAGGAAAAAAUGCUGGACCAGCUAAAGGAGAUACAGAAUUGCUACAAGGCUUGUGAGAAUGAACGUAGACAAAAUGAACUUCAGUCUGCUGAGUUAGCUCAACAGGCUGAAGAGAGUACCAAGGAAGCAGAACGGUAUCUCACUGAAUUCAAGCAUUCAGAGGCACUCAGGCUGGAGAUUGAGAAAAAAAGAGAAGAUUUGAAGAUGAGAGCCCAGGAAACCAUCCGCCAAUGGAAAUUGAAGUGUAAGAAACUGGAUCGUGAGAUAGAAAAACAAAAUCAAACUAUCAGUGAAAUGAUGGACAAGAGUAGUCAGGCCCUCAAAGAAAAAGAUGAUCUCAAAAGUCAGCUUCUCUCAGCUAUAAACCAAAUAGAAAACCUGAGGAAAGAGCUGAAUGAUGUGCUUACAAAGAGAGCCCAGCAGGAAGAACUCCUCCACUGUAAAGAGGUAAAACUGAAUGAAAUGGAGUCACACCAGGUAUCGCUUGAAGAAGAGAUCAAAGAAAUUCAAGGUACUGUCAAAAAAUUGGAGAAUGAGUUGAAAAAGCAAGUCAUUUUACAAAAUCAAAUGCAAGCUGAGAAGGAACACUUGAAGACAGAACUUGCAACUAUUAACUUGUUUCAUAAAAAAGACCAAGAACGACUCCUAGAAAUGCAAGCAGAUGUAAAAAAUUUAAGCGCCAUACGUGUGGAACUAGCAAACAGAAUAGCAGAAGAGGAGAAAGCCAAAAAGGAAUUACUUAAGAGCCUCUCAGACCUCAAGAAACAGCAGGAAUCUAGUAAUGAAGAGAUGAUUUCAGCUAACGGGCAGCUGAAGAUGGAAAGAGAAAUUCACCAACAGGAGUUGGCAGAUCUUAGAUCAGAGUUACAAAAUGUGAAAAUCAAACAUGAACAAAAUGUUCAAGAACUCAUGAAACUCCUUAAACAAGAAAAAGAUGAUGCAGAGGCUCAGAUUAGAAUGCUAAAGAUGGAACUUUUAGAAGACAAAAAUAUAGUCAAGGCUCAGUGUCGACAACUGGAAAAAAUAAAAAUUGAGUGUGAUAAAUUGACAGAAGAAUUAACCCUAAACAAGGAAGAAAAUACAAAACUAAAACGGAAAUGUGAGUUUGUAAAACAAGAACUGGAGAAAAAGGAAAAACAGAUCAGCCAUGAAGAAGAUCAUUUGAGAAAGAUGAGUGAGGCCAGACUGCAGUUUAAAGAUCAGCUGCGUCACUUAGAAAUGGAGCAGCAAUCCAUUCUCUCCAUGAUAGGAAGUGAAAUUGAUGCUGCUUGUGAAAUCUUUUCUCGGGACUCCAUGGAGAAAUUCAAAGCAAUAUCCCUUACACCAACAGUAUUGAAUGAUCCUCAUCGCUGGUUAGCAGAAACAAAGACUAAGCUUCAGUGGCUGUGUGAGGAGGUAAAAGAAAGAGAAAGCAAGGAAAAAAAGCUGCGAUGCUAUUUGCUGCAAAGUCGAGAACAGCUCAAGCACUUUACCCAGAUGAAGGAGACUGAACAUCAGUCUCUCUUUAAACAAAUAAAAACCCAAGAAAAGCUUUUGGAAGAAGUUCACAGAGAAAAAAGAGAGCUACUAGAGAAGACACACAGAAAAGAGGAAGAAAUGGGAGCUCUCCAGGAACGUAUUAUGGCCUUAGAAAUGAGUACCCGAGUAGCUUUAAACCACUUGGAGUCUGUGCCUGAGAAACUGAGCCUGUUAGAAGAUUGCAAAGAUACUGGAGAGUCCCGUUGCCGAAGGGAGAUGAUUGAGGAGAGGUAUAUGAAGUAUAAAGAAAUAGUGAGUUCUUUGCAGCAACAGCUGGAAGAUUCAAAGCAAAGAGUUGGGCAAGUCAAGGAUGUGACAAUGGAUGCUGAAAUUUCUGGUAUAGAAGUGGCUGCUCACUCUUCUAGUUGGCGAUCUCAAAACAGCUUUUUGUGCAGCUCACUGCUUUCAAGUUCAGGUUCACUUAUGAAAGGGAUGAUUCCUUUGGAUACAAGUGCCACCAAGGAAGAUUCUACUAAUGUUGCUGUUAGUGAAAUGAAGCUGCAAGCAGAAGGAGGAAAGCAGUAGAAUAUUUUACAAAACCAUACCAGUUUUCUCUGUGGUAAAUUCGGGUUUUUUUUUUGGUUUUUUUUUUUUUUUUUUUUUUUUUUUUUGGUUCUAACAGUAGUAACUCCAUCUGCUGUAGGAGUGAUGCACCCUUAAUGAUUCAGCAAUUGAAAAAUCACUCAAAUGAAAGAGCACCAAGAGUGAUUCUGAUGAACUCUUGUGAUAAUCUAGGUGACUUGUACACCAAAGGCAUUCUGGGAUUUUUCUAUUGUCUUGAAUUUGCUUUUGCAGUCCUCCUAGACUAAAUUUAUUGCAUUCCUCAAAUACUGUGAACUGAUAUACCUGUAACGUUAAUCUUUGCUAUGAGGUUAUUUACCCCAUACAGGAUUUGUUUUGACACUUUCUUUUUUUAUUAUGUUUAAUAGCAUUAUUGAUAAUGAAAAAAUAUUCAGA